AUGUCCAAACCCUGGGCCGGCGGGCCAUGGGAGUUGAUCGAGACUCCGUCCAAGACCAUGGAUGUGAACUCGCAUCCGGCCGUCUACAUCGCAAACGAGAUGGCCUUUGCCCACAACUCCAUGCUCCGCGGCCUGAACAGCAUCUACCUGCAGGCGCCGUACGUGCAUGAACCCCGCGACGUGGCGGAUCUGCUCUUCUUUGUCAAGGCCUUGGCAGGCUGGGUCUCGCAUCACCACGUCCUCGAGGAGGAGAAAAUGUUCCCGGGCUUCGAGAAGCACCAUGCUUUCCAGCCUGCGCUGAAGAGGCUGUUCGCUUAUGGUGCUGAGACAAAGCCUGCGGAUUACAAUGCGGCGACGCUGCACGGCAUCAUCGAGGAAAUGGCUCCUGGGCUGCGCCAGCAUUUGAGCGAUGAGAUACAGAGCUUGCUCUCCAUGCGGCCUUAUGACGGGGAAGCUCUGCUGAAGGUGUACAAGGACUGCGAGGCAGAAGCAGGGAAACAGGACAAGAAUGUGAUACCACCCAUGGUUCUCGGCCUGCGAGACGUGACCUUCCAAGGCGGCAACCAGUGGCCAGCCAUGCCGCCGCUGUCCGAGUGGAUUGUACACUAUGUGUUCGCGCGCAAGCAUUCUGGUUCCUGGCGAUUUCUGCCUUGCGAUACAUGGGGGAGGCCACGGCCGUUGGCUCUUGCAGAAGACCAGUCGUCAGGUAGCGUCGCCGUUUUUGCUAGCUAG
Molecule: messenger RNA, 732 nt
Organism: Rasamsonia emersonii CBS 393.64
Lineage: Eukaryota; Fungi; Ascomycota; Eurotiomycetes; Eurotiales; Trichocomaceae
Exons: 4
Coding region: 1-732 (243 amino acids)
Source: RefSeq, a predicted model, not a curated record